Messenger RNA from Pocillopora meandrina, 1043 nucleotides. The record is from the annotation of a GenBank genome assembly. NCBI's taxonomy places the organism in Eukaryota, Metazoa, Cnidaria, Anthozoa, Scleractinia, Pocilloporidae.
UAUCUUUCUUUUUCAGGUUUGGAGCAAUCAGUAAUACUUACAAACAAUAUUCAUUACCUGUGCACUUUAAGUUUUUGGUUAGGAUCUGUUGUGCAGAGCCAGUCCUCUUACUGGAAGCGCUGCUGGCGAGCAUCAGUGGAUGGUUGGGCCAGCACUACCUUUCACUCAAAGUGUGACAACAAAUGGCCUACAGUGACCAUUAUCCGUGUGGGAAAAUACAUCUUUGGUGGAUACACAAGCACAUCAUGGGGUAAGUGAAUCAUUGAAUGCGUCCUCUUUUUUACAUUUGAAACUACACGCAGUUAUUUAUUUUCCAGAACUCAUGUAAGCGACUUAAAGUCCCUCCCCUAGAAUAACCAGAACCUGAAAAGAAAUUCUUGCAUAAAGUUUUUGUUUCUGUUUUUUAGUUUCUGGUUAUCGGAUUGAAAUUGAAUUUUGACACAAGAUCAUUCUCGAUUAGGAAAAGCUCUUCUCUGUAUUUACACAAUAAUUUCUUCUACUGUAGAGAAAGGUUUAACUCAAAAGGGAGUGGAAAAUUUAUUCAAUAGCUUUUCGUUUUAUUGUUGUUGUUAACUAAAAUACGCUCGUAAACGCCAUUUCUCUAUCAUUUUAAAUGUUCUUCUGGCCAAUUGUUACAAAUAUUGACCUUCAUCUCAGUUUACCGAAAUAGUUUGUGACUCUUUUUUUCCAUUUGCUUAUUAGUUUCCAAUUGUGGAUACCAGUACAGUUCAAUGGCCUUUUUGUUUUCAUUGGUUAACAAGCCAGGCUGGGCACCGGUGAAACUGUCUCAAACAGGAAAGUAUAGUAAUAGAAGGAGCCAUUCCAUAUUCAGUUGUUCAAGCUAUGGACCCAUAUUUGGUUACGGACACGAUAUUCGCAUUAGCAACAACGCUUCAUCCAACACAAAUUCCUACGCAAACCUUGGACACACCUACAGUCCACCAUCUGGCCACAGUUAUGGCAGCUCCUUCACCCAAUCAUUCCUAGCAGGAAUUUACCAUUUUCAAUCUGAUGAAGUUGAAGUGUUUUAUGAAACUACUUGA